UGCCUGCUCUUUCCGCUUUCGUUGCUUCUGUUCAUGCAGUCCCCAGCCCUGCCUCCGUUGGCUCGGACCUGACCAUACUCCUCCACAAUGAUCUGUAUGGUACGCGUGCAUUUUUCAGCGCUCUAGCUCUUGACCCUCGCCGCCUCUCCCGCAGCCAAACGCCCCGGCCACAGUAAGCAUAGACGAUCGUCGAGACAAUCAAUUUCAUUUCACGGUUUGUAAGACAUCAGCCUGCAGAUCACGUGUGGACACUGGCUGCGGGGUGACGCUGUGCAUUUCGUAGCCUCGUUGCCUGAUCACAUCUACCUACCUAUUCUGGAUGCAUUUUGUAUAUGUAGGUGUGAAGCUAACAAUUCUAGGCAACGGGGGCGCAACCGACGUCGCAGUAAUCGUCCUAGACGCUCCACAGACUCAACAGGCUGCCCAGACAAGCUGCCAAACCCUCGGUGAGAGCCUUUGGACGCCACUUAGCAACCGCACGGAACUCCCUUUGGCCUAUCUAAGCUACACAAACCCAUCAAACAAAGGCCUUUUCUAUUGGACUGGUGGGUCCGCGGAUCGUGACUGUUUGGCCAUAUCACAGAAUGGCACUCUUGCCAUAACCACUUGCGAAGCCAACCUGCCUGUUUUAUGCACACAGUCUGCACAGUUGUUCACUUUGAAUCAAACCGAUACCUCAGCCAGAUGGCAGACCACCAUCACCACAGGUGGUCAAACAAUCACAGGAUAUCGCGACAAAUUGAGCUUCCGUUUUCUCGGCAUCCGUUAUGCUUCCCCGCCUCAGCGCUUCACUUAUUCGACAGUCUACAACGACAUUGGUGGCGUUUCAGCCCUCACUGCCGGUCCCAAGUGUCUGCAGAGCAGCUGCACUCCCAGUACCUGUAGCGAAGAUUGCCUCUUCCUAAAUGUUUGGACGCCCUACCUUCCCUCCAGUCCCUCCACUACCAAGAAACUCAAACCUGUGAUGUUCUGGAUCCAUGGAGGAGCCUUUGUCGAGGGCACGGGCAGUGAUCCGACAUUUGAUGGCGGAAACAUGGCUUCGCGUGGCGACGUCGUGGUCGUAUCCAUCAACUACCGACUUGGCACUCUUGGCUUCCUGGCGCUUGAUGACGGUGUAACCAACGGCAAUUUUGGCAUCGCAGACCAAAUCACGGCGCUUGAUUGGAUACGCGCAAACAUUCAUGCUUUCGGCGGCGAUCCUCAGCAUAUCACAAUCUUCGGUCAAUCUGCCGGUGCAGACAGUGUAAAAGUUCUCUUGGAGAGCCCCAAGGCCAUUGGAAAGUUCCAGGCUGCAAUUCUAAUGAGCAGCCUGACAGGCCAGGGGUUCGCAUUGCAUGAUACGCAGUACUUCUCGAUAGCUGAAGAAGUGGCGCAGAGAGCAAACGCGAUUCUGAAUGAAACUGGAUGUGCCAACGCCACUUCUCAGUUGGAUUGCCUGCGGAAAUACGAUGGUACUGAGCUAAUCUCCCUGACAAGUCAUUCGAGCAAUCCUGUUAUCGACGGGACAUACAUCACGUCCUCAGGCCUACUAAGUGGCACCAGCCCCGUUGCCCACGUCCCUCUCAUGAUAGGCACGAUGCGCGACGAUGCUGCCGCGUUCAUCAGCUAUCCUAGCCCGAAUAGUAACACAACGGACCUCGCGUCCCUCCUCACAAGCUCCGGCCUCUACAACACCAGCUACGCCACCAGUGUCGCCUCCUCUGGCGCCUUUCCCCUCCCUCCCAACCCCACCAACGCCUCUCUCGCCCUCUUCAACACCACCGCCCGCUUCACAACCGACGCCGAGUUCCGCUGCCUCGACUACGCAAUUGCUUAUGCGGGCGCGCUUCACUCCCUUUUCCCCUCAGUGCACUACUACGAGUUCAACCGCUCCUACCAGCUGACAGACUACGACCCCAACGCGCCCGUCUGCGACGCGCCACCCAGCCCAGCCCAUCCCGCCGGUGACCCCGAACAGGAGUACUACAAGUGCCACAGCGGCGAGCUGUACUACGUCUUCGGGAACGUGGCGCGUCAGGGCCUACCGUUCCGCGACGAGGGAGACAUACCGUUCUCGCAGCUGGUGCUGGACUCGUGGACGGCGUUUGCGCGGACGGGAGACCCGAAUCUGACGGAGGAGUUUUUGCGGGCGCGCGGGUUUGAUGGCACGUUGGCUGCGGUGCGGCGGGCUGGGAUGUGGGAACAGGUGAGUGCGGAGAGCCCGGCGUAUCGGAAUUUGCAGUGGCCGCUGCCUGGGAGCGUGCCGUUUGGUGAGACGGCGCAGUGCGAGGCGUUGGGGCUGGGGCUGGGGUAUUAUGGUUAAGGGGUGGGUGACUGCUGUUUGUUCUUGUGGCUUUUUUGAGAGGUGGGUUCGAUGAUGUGGACGGAGUGAGCUCUUGUAAGGGUGUCGAGGUGGUUGGUACGGUAUGUUAUCGUAGGCGUGACCGAGUGAUGCGGCGGGACGGUUUAAGCGUCUGUCAAGGUAUGCUUGCCAUCCGCCCACACCUGCACCAGUAGGUUCCAGACCAGUCGCACGGUACGUGUAUAGCAGCACAGUAUGUACAUACAGCACUGACAAAUCAUUACUCUCGCCUACCAAACAGUACAUACAUCA
Molecule: messenger RNA, 2593 nt
Organism: Aplosporella prunicola CBS 121167
Lineage: Eukaryota; Fungi; Ascomycota; Dothideomycetes; Botryosphaeriales; Aplosporellaceae
Exons: 2
Coding region: 320-2302 (660 amino acids)
Source: RefSeq, a predicted model, not a curated record